Messenger RNA from Apodemus sylvaticus (European woodmouse), 1186 nucleotides. RefSeq names its product TSC22 domain family member 3 (gene Tsc22d3). The transcript has 4 exons. Lineage: Eukaryota; Metazoa; Chordata; Mammalia; Rodentia; Muridae. The record is from RefSeq and is a predicted model, not a curated record. The coding region runs from base 220 to 819 and encodes 199 amino acids. Gene Ontology annotation, biological process: regulation of transcription by RNA polymerase II.
CCGCCUCUCGAUCAGCCAGCGGAGUCCGUGAGCCCCCGGAGAAGCGGGACUGCCGCCAGAGCGCGCGCUGCGGCUCUCCCUCGCCACCCGCCCGCCCUUCCUGCCGCCUCGCAGCUUGUUUUUCCCGGCACCCUGGAGUCCCAAAAGGCCAGCCCCGCAGGUGCGCACCUGCCGGCCGCCCCUGACCUCCCGGAUCAGGCGGCCCCCGAACAGGAGAAGAUGGCCCAGCCCAAGCUCGACUGCCGCUCACCUGUCGGCCUCGACUGCUGCAAUUGCUGCUUAGAUCUGGCCAACCGGAGCGAUCUCCAGAAGGGGAAAAGCGGAGACAACAACCCGGGCAGCCCCACAGUGAGCAACUUUCGGCAGCUGCAAGAGAAGCUCGUCUUCGAGAACCUCAACACCGACAAGCUCAACAACAUCAUGCGGCAGGAUUCGCUGGAGCCCGUGCUGCGCGACCCCUGCUACCUGAUCAACGAGGGGAUCUGCAACCGCAACAUCGACCAGACCAUGCUCUCCAUUCUACUCUUCUUCCACAGUGCCUCCGGAGCCAGUGUGGUGGCCCUAGACAACAAGAUUGAGCAGGCCAUGGAUCUAGUGAAGAAUCAUCUGAUGUAUGCCGUGAGAGAGGAGGUGGAGAUUCUAAAGGAGCAGAUUCGUGAGCUGGUGGAGAAGAACUCCCAGCUGGAGCGUGAGAAUACCCUCCUGAAGACGCUGGCAAGCCCAGAGCAACUGGAAAAGUUCCAGUCCCGGCUGAGCCCGGAAGAGCCAGCAUCUGAAGCCCCAGAAACCCCAGAAGCCCCUGGUGGUUCUGCGGUGUAAGUGGCUCUGUCCUUAGGGUGGGCAGAGCCACAACUUGUUCUACCUAGUUCUUUCCAGUUUGUUUUUUGGCUCCCCAAGCGUCAUCUCAUGUGGAGAACUUUACACCUAACAUAGCUGGUGCCAAGAGAUGUCCCAAGGACAUGCCCAUCUGGGUCCACUCCAGUGACAGACCCCUGACAAAGAGCAGGUCUCUGGAGACUGAGUUGCGUGGGGCCUAGUAACCCCAAGCCAGUAAGCCUGUCAUGUCACCUGCCCUGGGGGCUCCCAGGGCCUGGGCAACUUAGUUACAGCUGGCCAAGGAGAAAGUAGUUUUGAGAUACGAGCCAGUGUUCUCCAGAAAGUAUAAGGGGUCUGUUUUUUUUUUUUU